Messenger RNA from Plectropomus leopardus (leopard coralgrouper), 4028 nucleotides. RefSeq names its product Rho GTPase activating protein 11A (gene arhgap11a). NCBI's taxonomy places the organism in Eukaryota, Metazoa, Chordata, Actinopteri, Perciformes, Serranidae. The record is from RefSeq and is a predicted model, not a curated record. Gene Ontology annotation, biological process: signal transduction. Gene Ontology annotation, molecular function: GTPase activator activity.
CCGCUGUUUGAAUGCUCUGCGGAAACACACAGCCUGGCAACCGACCUGACGAGCAAACUACAGCGCAAUGCUGUUAGCCAGCUAACGAAUUAAAUCGAUAUAAUUUACACAGUCCAGUAUUUGAGAAGAGGAAGCGUAAAAGAUAAGUCGUGUGACACAGAGGAGCUUUUUUUUUUCGUAUGGGGCUUGCUCGUGAGCUAAUGUGACUUGCACACGUAGCUGGCUAACGUUAGCGAGCUAACUGCGUUGCAACCGGAGCACGAAGCUAGCUACAGGCGGUCCGUAAUAUGAAGUUAGUCAAGUCGUUCACAUCUCUUUGGGACUGUGUAACUUUGUAGUUCUCACUCUUGAGGUUACAGUGGGUAAACGGUUGUGGGGAUUAAGCGCCUCGUGAGCAGUUAAUAUCCACGUGAGGAUGACUUAGGUUUGGAGAAAGUUAUACAUUUAAGAAGACUUUGCUCAGGAGGACAGAGUUGAUAUAACUGCGGAUGUCAGCCUGCUGUGAGAAGAGAGUGAAUGACUUGUUGAUGUUUAUUUGAAAGCACAAGAUAGACGUGUAAAAUGAAAGUCUUGGAGAAAAACGUGAUGCGUCUUGUGGCUGUGCAACAGCUCCGCGCAGCAUAUGGGAUAAAGACAAAGAACUGGAACAAAAACAAAGCAGCCAGCUUUAAGUCAGCAACCAGCAGCUCGAACAAGGUUUUCGGAGUAUCCCUGGAGAGCUUACCAUACUACAAUAUGGAAUGUGGGAGCGUGCCAAGCUUCCUGGUCGACGCAUGCAUGAUACUGCUGGCACAUGUUGACACAGAGGGCCUGUUCAGAAAAUCAGGGUCUGUUGUCCGCCUGAAAGCACUCAGGGCGAAAUUGGAUGCGGGUGAGGAGUGCCUGUCCACUGCGCUUCCCUGUGACGUGGCCGGUCUGCUGAAGCAGUUCUUCAGGGAGCUGCCGGAGCCCGUGCUACCCUCAGAGCUGCAGGAGGCCUUUCUGAAGGCCCAGCAGCUCGCCACAGAAGAGGACAGGACCUCUGCCACCAUGCUGCUGUCUUGUGUAUUACCUGACAAAAACCUUAGCGUCCUGCGCUACUUUUUUGACUUCCUCCACAAUGUGUCUAAGAGGAGUGCAGAGAAUAAGAUGGACAGCAGUAACUUGUCUGUAAUCUUGGCUCCCAACAUCCUUCACACUGGAGACUGUACAGAGAAGAUGAACGCCAACACAGAGAAACGCCUCAAGCUACAGGCAGCCAUAGUGCACUGCUACAUAGAGAACGCCCACAACUUUGGUGUGUUACCACAGUUUCUUCAAGAUAAAGUUCCAGCCAUGAUGGGCUGUGAGGCGGGGGCUCUGUCCCCUACUCACGAGGGACUUGAGGAGCUGGACUUAAACUCAGGGAUGAAGAAGAGACAAAGACGCAGCUUCGGAGUCUUUUCCUCUGCCACUCCUGUGAUCGCAACUCCAACCUCAAAGCGAAAACUUCCUCUGGAAUCCGGUCACUCUUUUGGAUUCUCAAACAAGAAACGUAGAUCUGUCAAAAAGACGCUUGGGAUUGAGUUACUUCCCAGUACUUUGUUCAGCGGGACCUCCACUCCUGGAUCAGCUUACAGCGCUUCAGGGGUCUUGGACUCCUCCCAAAAUACCAUGUCAUCGGCAGGGAAGUCUAGAAGGCAGUCAGCUGUCUCUUCGAGGAGGAAGAGCCGGCGUCUUAGCCACAGAAACGCUGUUAACAGAGUCGAAUCUGGAAGAGCCGGCUGCUUUUCUCCUAAAGUCGGCAAAAAAGAAGCACCACGCAAAUCUCUGCGCAUGCGUUUUAGCCUGGGGAAGAGCAGCAAGGAAGCUGGAUCUGAGUCCAUUGGCUGGCGACUCGCCACUCAGGAGAGCACCACAAGUUUCCGUUUCACCAAAGAGACAGAGUUCAGUCCAGCGGUUUUGACUAGAAAAGCAGAACCUAAAAGCUCCAAAUACAUCAGCAAGUCUGAAGACAACUUGUUGACCCCACAAUGUGACUCGACUGCACACCGGACCUCUUGGAGUGGGGAGACGCCUGUGGGAGCUCAGGCUUUCAGCAGAGGAUCUUUCACAGACACCCCCAUGAGCAUGUGCCUUAAGAGCAACUGCGUGUCUGAGCCAGCCAUCGUCAUUUCAAAGCCGCCAGCGGCGGCCAGCUUUCCCAAGAAGCUGUGUUGUGCUUCCAGCGCUGAGAGUCUAGAGAGCGAGGGCUGUGUCACUGAAGCUCAGAACCAAACUGGUCCCACCCUGCUGAAAAUAAAGAAGGCCUUCACAGAGUCUGGCAGUGACCUCCAGGCUGUCAUACAGGACACUUGCAACUCUGCAGGCACAAAUGAAAACCCACCAGACAUCAUCCUAGUUCCUCCACCAGAGACUCCGACAGUCAAAGUCCUGUGUAUGGACACAGAGGCCGACAGCUUGCCAGCUCAGCAGAGCCCUCUGGCUCAUGAACAGAACAUUACAUUUGGCCAGAUUGAAAUUGCAGCCUUAUCGCCUUUGCAUAUUGACAGUGUAGUUUUUGAGUCUGGUGAAUAUUGUACUCCAGCAGUACAGGCUGAUGAAGGUUCUCUCUGUGCUGCUCCCAUCCGCAGCCACAACGCCUCCACUGUGGGAGAAAGUGAAGGGGAGGUGGAGCCGGUGAACUGCAGCAGGCUGAUUGAAGCUCUGGACAUCCAGAGUCCUGCUCACUUUAAACUGGGUGUCUCCUCUGGCCUGCAGUCCACUCCGUACAAGCUGGGCUGUGAACUCAGAGAUGAGCUUAGAACACCUUUUAAGACUGGUACUAAAGUCAGCGUGGUACAUGAUGAAAGUGAAUCUUCCCUAGAGAGCGGUACCCAAAUCCAAAACCAGCAACCAUGCAGCCUGGAGAUUGAAAAGCGUCGUGUGGUGGACCACAUUCAUCACUUCAAUAAGCUCACCCUUCAUUCUCCAAAGGGUUCCAACGCCAAACACGUCAGAUCACCGCUCAAGUUCCAGCGCACCCCCGUGCGUCAGACCGUCCGCAGAAUGAACUCUCUACUGGGAGAGAGCAGGAGACCCACUAGCAUCACCGGGAGCGGUCCGGUGGUGAAGGCAGUGAGCCUGGAGAGCGGCCUCUCCCCUCACCCGCAGCUCCAGCUGCACCAGGGAGAGCCAAAACCGUCCAACAGUGUUUGUCCCAAAAAGAUACCCCCUCCAGUGCCACCCAAAAAGCCGAGCACCUUGGCUCGAAAACCCUGCGCUCUGGGUGACGUGACCAACAAGGUCCAACCAAAGACCAAAGUGGACUCUUCUGUCCCUGAUCCAUCAGGAGUUCAGAAGCGUGUUGUGCAGCAGGUAGCAGAGAAAGACAUGAACCAUUACAGAGGUUCACCCAGAAACCCCCUCAACCAAGUGCGACUGCUGUCUGCCACCAAGCCAGUAGAUUUAUAGCUUCAAAUAUUUUUGCCUUUUAUGUUUCCUCCUCACUGUGCAGGUCUCUGUCUGGUAGGACGACUUGACAUUAAACAUUCUGUCUUAUAUUAUCCAUAUUUUCAGGGGUUUUAAUUUAUUUUUUUUUAGCUACAGUAGGUGCUGGCUGUGUUGUUUUAGGGCCUUAAUGGGAGGUGUUCAUAUGCCUUAUGUUUGUUUUACUCCAGUAAAACAGUUUAAAUAUCAACACACACCAGCCUACAGGGUGAUGAGGUUAGACUGUAGUGUGCAGGCCAAAUUAUGUGAUGUGAUUGAUGGUAUGACUGGAAAUGUUUAGAUCAAGUCUUAUGCUUUUAUUUAUGCAUUUUAUAUCUAAUCUUUAGGUAGAUUGAAAAAAAAAAGCUGUUUACUGAAGUUAAAGCUGUUUGUUCAUUACAGAAUAUUUUUUUCUUCCUGUUUCAACAGGAACAGAGACAGAAAGAAAUGCACCUUUGUUGUAUUUUAUGGAAAAAAAAAUAAGCCGAGCAGUAUUGAUCAAAUUAUCUGUCUAUAGUAGUCCAUUCAUUUCAAAACCAUCAACCAGUAAAAUGCUUUGCCGUGUGAACUGCUCCAGACAAAUAAAAUCAAACAUACACCUA